This is a messenger RNA of Pantherophis guttatus, 4394 nucleotides long. It is a transcript of the gene ORAI3, whose product is annotated as ORAI calcium release-activated calcium modulator 3. Gene Ontology annotation, cellular component: membrane. Gene Ontology annotation, biological process: store-operated calcium entry. Gene Ontology annotation, molecular function: store-operated calcium channel activity. Lineage: Eukaryota; Metazoa; Chordata; Lepidosauria; Squamata; Colubridae. The record is from RefSeq and is a predicted model, not a curated record.
CUUUUCCCCCGGCGCCGCUCCGCGUCCGGGCUUCGCUUCCCUCGGCGGAAUCUCCCUCCUUUCCCCCCGCCGUUGUUCGAGCGCUCUCCGCAGGCUCCGAUCCUUCGGGAUCUGCAGUCCCCGUUCGCGUCCUCCGUGCAAUUCGCUUCUGGCCUCGCCCGGAAGGUGAGCCGUCUCCGGGGACCCCGCGCUUCUUCUCCCGGUCCCCGCGCUCGGCUCGCUUUCCCCGCGGGGUCGGUCAGCCCGUGUCUUGCUUCUUCGGCCCGGCGGGCAAAGGAGGGCGCGCCCCUGCCUGCCGCCCCUCGGUGCUUGCCAGCCGCCCGCCCGCUCGCCCGCCUUCCUCUGCAGCUCCAAUGAAACCCGGCGGGGGAGCCGAGGCGCCGGAGGGCGAAGGCGCGGAAGGGGAACGGGAGCCGCUGAACCCCGAGUCGUCUGAGCCGCUGGGCGUCUCCGCCACUUACCGGGAGUUCGUCCGGCGAAGUUACCUGGAGCUGAUGAGCGCCAACCAACACUCGCUGCACGCCUUGAAUUGGCGGCGGCUUUAUCUCAGCCGGGCCAAACUGAAAGCCUCCAGCCGCACUUCGGCUCUGCUCUCCGGCUUUGCCAUGGUAGCCAUGGUGGAGGUGCAACUGGAAGACUAUGACUACCCUUGGGAGCUCCUGGUCGCCUUCAGUGCCUGCACGACGGUACUGGUGGCCGUCCAUCUCUUUGCUCUUAUGGUCAGCACUUGCAUCUUGCCCAAUAUCGAAGCCGUCAGUAACAUCCACAACCUCAAUUCGGUCAACGAGUCUCCCCACGAACGAAUGCACCACUACAUUGAGCUGGCCUGGGGCUUCUCCACGGCCUUGGGGAUCUUCCUCUUCCUCACUGAAGUGGUGUUGAUUUGCUGGGUCAAGUUUAUGCCUGUCGGGAACAUGGGAACUAGCAGGAAGUGCUGCGCUCCGGAGAGGCUCCAUGAUGGCAAUGCCACCACCUCUACAGACAGCUCUGGCUGGAACGCUGCCAUGGCCUCCACGGUGAUUAUGGUUCCAGUUGGCGUCGUGUUCAUCAUUUUUGCUUUGCAUUUCUACCGUUCCUUGGUGGGGCACAAAACUGAUCGGCACCAGCAAGAGCUGGAAGAACUUAACCAGAUCAAAUAUCAGUUGGACGGAGAAGCCACAUCUCUGCAAGUGGUAUGAGUUGGCAGCCUCACUUGAACUGCAACUGACGUGAACUUUUAGAGAGAAAGGCCCCGCCGUCGGUUGUAUCCUGAUUUUGUCUCGAUGGAAAUACUGUUAAGUAACUGCCACAGUUGGAAUUUAACCCCAAAGCUGUGAUGUUGAUGUCACUCCACAGUCUCCCAAUAUCCCAAUAACAUUUGUUUGCAUUUCCUAGGAGACAAUUUUCAAGAUCAGAACUUGUUGAAAUGGGCUGCUCCUGAAAAGCAGGGAGUGAAAUCUAGGGAGCCUUCCCUGGGGAACUUCCCCAUUUGGUAGAUUUUUGAUCGUACAGUAAAAUGUUUACAGGAGGCAGUUGUUGCGGGGGAAGGGAAUGGACAGCUUUAGUCUCUCCAGGGAUGAGACUGUUGCUUUGUCCUGUAGGAUUUCAACUUUGUCUGCAGAACUGGAGAAGAUAAUCAAAAGGUCUUUGGUAUUUCUGACAUUUCAAAAUGGGUGGGUUUGAAAAGGUUAGUGCAGUCCAUUCAUUUGCUGUUUUGCUUCUCUUCUCAUCUUUGUACAUAUGGCAUGGUAGAGAUCACCAACCAAGAUUGGUUGGGCUAACUUUUGAACAAGUGUUUGAGCUGCUAGGUGCCAAGAAAGAGGCCUAACAUUGUGGCCUAAUUAGUCCUGACGUUCUCAAGCUGAUGUCCUCUUGAGUUUUCACUGUGCAGUUCCCCUUGCUGCUUGUUGGACAACCUGAAAAUAUCCCUAAUACCAAAUCUUUUCAUCAAUUUAACGGAGAGUCGCUGCAUCUCCAGAAAGCCUGGCCUUGGAUUCUCAAAGGGGGUAGGAAGUACUUGCAUCUUUGAUUCGGCAUUCUAAAUGCAAUUCUUCCUGUUGGUCCCUUCCCCUGCCCACCCUUCUUGGGAUGCCCUGAAUCCAACAUUCCCAGGCAGAGUGUUUGAUCCAGUACCGUGAUUGCGAACCUAUGGCACGCGUGCCGAAAGUGGCACACAGAGCCAUCUCUCCGAGUAUAUGAGCUGUCGCCUGUUGCUCUUUCGGUUUCCAGCGUGCCAGCCAGAUGGUUCUCACAUGUGCAGGAGCGCCAGAAACUGGAAAAGCAGCCGCCCAGUGUGCAUGCACACACCAGGAAGAUGAUCAUCUGGUUUCUGGUGUGCACAUGCGCACAGGCCAGCUGGACUUCACAUGCGCAUGUGUGCCAGAAACAGGAAGACCAGGUGGCUGGUGCACAUGCGUGCGUCAGAAACCAGAUCACCUUCCCAGUGCGUGGGCAGCUGCUCUUCCAGUUUCAGGCAUGCAUGCAUGCGCACUCCCAUUUCAGCACUUGGUGCCGAAAAGGUUUACCAACACUGAUCUAACACAUCUGGAAGGCGCUAGGAUAGAGGACACUCUGCUGAAGCCAAACUCUUGCAUGCAGGCUAUGCCAUUCCUCAAAUGCUUGUUUGCUUACCUCUAUGGAAACUUGGCAUCAGUUUUGGAUCAUUGUCAGAGUUGGGGUCAGUACAGAAAGUUGGACUUCUGACCCAGGAAUUCCUAGGACAUGCAUAUUAUCCCCAUAUAUGUGCUUUGCCUCCAGUCAUAAAUUGUCUGCCCCUCCCUAGGGAUCCUUAUUUAUAGAGACAAAGUCACACAGUAUCUUGGGGGGCAGGGGGGAGGGAGGUAGGACAGACUGCUUGGCUCCACUGGGAGAUGGCUUCAUUGCUUGGGGUAUUUUUCCAGAGGAGGAAGCAGACUAUUGGGGUGUGGUGGAAGUUAAAUAAAUCUAAGUCCAAUUUAGGAAUUUUGGGGGUUGGGGUGGAAUUUUGUUUGCCUCUUGCGUUUUAAGAACAGUCUCAGUCCUUGGUAGGAAGAGCCACUGAACGUUAAAACCAAUCUUCCCCCUCUUCAUCUUCCUCAACUUCCUGUCGUGCACAGAUGUGGACCAGAAUCUUAUCUCAUGGAUGAAGAUGCUGAGAGCGGCAGUUGUAGACAGGAAAUGCCACAUUCUAGAAGGCAGUGCCUGAAGUGAGAACAUUAGAGCAAGAUAUCACAGGCAGCUCUAUCAAAUAUAUCACAAGACAUACAUAUGGGUCUUUAUCCAAGUGAACGGUCACAGUGGAAGCAGGUUUCCUGCUGAACAGGAAGUGGAGCAGCUUAAGCCUUCAGUCUUCAGCUGUUCAUCUCUUCAGGAACGCUCAGAUGUUCUCCCUUAAGAGUUCUGCUUCCUCAAGAUUAGGAGCCACAUGGAUCCAUUGGUUAUUUUUUGGGGGAGCAAAGUAGUUAGAGAUAAUUUGGAAAGAUGGGAAAGAGAUUUUUGAAUGGAUAAAAAUAACCCGUCCUUUAUCAUGGAUUCUACAGCUGUUUUAUUGGAAAAGAAAAACACAUCUUCAAGAUGUACCGGUACAUGUAGGAAGAUGUGGGGGUGGGGGUGGGUGUCAAACCAGAAUUAGAUGUUCAGGAAGCCCAGUUGACAUUCCCAGGAGGUCAGUGUUUCUCAACCUCUGCAACUGUUAAGAUGCAUGGACUUCAACUCCCAGAAUUCCCCAGCCAGCAUGGGAGGGUGAAUUCUUCAAUUCUGGAGGUUGAAGUCCAUGCAUCUAAAAAGUUGCCAAGGUUGAAAAGCAAGAGUGCUAGAUCAUGCAAGCAGUAAUGAGAAGAAAAUGCAUGGAAGUUGGCUGGGGAUACUGCUAAAAAUAUUUGAAGCACAGUGGCUGCUAAAUGCUCAACACUUUGUUCUAUCAAGCAAUGCUUUACUUUCCGGUUAAAAAAUGAAUUUAGUCUUAAUGAGGCCAGCUCAAUUACUUGUACAUCUCAGAGCUUGGCUUUUAAAAGUAUUAGAGAAAAUAGUUUCGUUUACAUCAGCCGCCCUGAGUCUCUGGAGAAGGCGGCAUAUAAAUCGAACUAAUAAAUAAAUAAAUAAAUAAAUAAGCAAGCUUUGGCUAGCCUGGCUUCUUCUGAAUGCACUGGAACACAGCUUCCCUAACUCUUGAGUUGGAAUGAUCAUAACUUUUGUAGUCCAUUGCAUCUGAGUGGCAAAGGUGGUUUACAUCUUAAUCAUGCAGGGUUAGAGUUUUUACACUUGUGAAUGGUACACAAUUAAGAGCUUGGUACACGCUUUACCAUGUAUUCUCAUUUCUAUUAAUGAAGGACAGCGACUGCCAAUAGGGGCAUGUUUAUAUAUAUAUAUUUAAAAUAAAAUGUUUUUAAAGAAAAAAAAUUGAAGUUUGUCUAAGUCAAAUUAUUAAAAUAAUAGAC